This is a messenger RNA of Pongo pygmaeus (Bornean orangutan), 4732 nucleotides long. It is a transcript of the gene BMF, whose product is annotated as Bcl2 modifying factor. NCBI's taxonomy places the organism in Eukaryota, Metazoa, Chordata, Mammalia, Primates, Hominidae. Gene Ontology annotation, cellular component: myosin complex. The record is from RefSeq and is a predicted model, not a curated record. Gene Ontology annotation, biological process: apoptotic process; positive regulation of apoptotic process; negative regulation of autophagy.
UUUGCGGGAUGCCCCGAGCGGGCGUAUUUUGGAAACAAUACCGCACCGUGCGGAGUGGCCUCCUCCCGCCCCGGCCUGUGCCCGCCGCCCGCCGCCGCCCCUGCCUGCGCCUCCUGCCUCCUGCCGCAGCCCGCUGGGCUUUUCCCCUCCUUCUCAAUCGAGUCUGGGCGUCAAGCCCCCGAGUGCUCGUCACGCUGGACCCUGGCGCGGAGCGCUGGCAUCGCGACUCGGAGGCCGAGACUCUCUCCUGGAGUCACCCAGGAGAGAUGGAGCCAUCUCAGUGUGUGGAGGAGCUGGAGGAUGAUGUGUUCCAACCAGAGGAUGGGGAGCCGGGGACCCAAUCCGGAAGCUUGCUCUCUGCUGACCUGUUUGCCCAGAGCCUACUGGACUGCCCCCUCAGCCGACUUCAGCUCUUCCCUCUCACCCACUGCUGUGGCCCUGGCCUUCGACCCACCAGCCAGGAAGACAAAGCUACCCAGACCCUCAGCCCAGCCUCCCCCAGCCAAGGUGUCAUGCUGCCUUGUGGGGUGACUGAGGAACCCCAGCGACUCUUUUAUGGCAAUGCUGGCUACCGGCUUCCUCUCCCUGCCAGUUUCCCGGCAGUCUUGCCUACUGGGGAGCAGCCCCCUGAAGGGCAGUGGCAACAUCGAGCAGAGGUACAGAUUGCCCGAAAGCUUCAGUGCAUUGCAGACCAGUUCCACCGGCUUCAUGUGCAGCAACACCAGCAGAACCGAAAUCGCGUGUGGUGGCAGAUCCUCCUCUUCCUGCACAACCUUGCUUUGAAUGGAGAAGAGAACAGGAACGGGGCAGGCCCUAGGUGAGGCUGGGCUGCCCUCUUCACAUGGGGCACCAGGAACACCGUCUGGAACAGGAAGGACAUCGGGCAGGACUGACACUGUGUCUUGUGAAGUUGUUUUUUUGUUGUUAUUUUGUGUUUUAAUUUUUUAAAAUUUCUCUCUGAGUGUACAUACAACAUACUCAAGCGGGACCUUCUUUCUCUGUCAGGCCCUUGACCUGGAAUGGGGGCCUUUGUCAAACACUGUUGAAGGAGAGGCUGAUGUGUCUGUGAUGGUGAGAAUUCCCAAGGGCUCUGACAAAUAGAUUCUUCGACUGAGGAAUCUCCCAGUUGUUGAAGAGGAUCCGUUAGUGAUGUUCUCUGGGAAGUGGACUGUGGUUUUUCCAGAGGAACUCAGUUAAGAAAUCAAGAGUGGAUUAGACUCCCAGUUCCACCAACCUAUGAGCCUUCCACUGUGGAUGGGGGCCAUGAUCCUGACGGUCACAUUGCUUUAACCCAGCAGGGCCUUGGCCAGGGGCUUUCCACUUGAGGAUAGCAGCUUCACUAGGCUGGCCGGCCAGCUCCACAUCUGACUGGGUUCUUACUUCCCAGCCAGUACCUGCCCCACGGGCUCAAGGAUUCCUGGCCAGCUCCUGUCACCUCCAGCAGACCUCAGGGAGGGUUGGGUUUCUCUAAGGACCCCUCAAACAUGUCGCAAAAUGAACCAAACUUCUGGCUAGGCCUCAAAACUGACUUGGUCCCACUUGGAGGCCCCAGGAUUGGUCCUGAGGUACAGAGCCACUGCCACCACUGGCGGCCUGGGACCAGCUGGGUGUCAGCCACGGACGAGCCGAAUAGCCAGUCAGUGUGUUGCUGCUGGCAGCCUGUGCCUUUGACAGCUCUUCUUUCAAAAGACCCCACCGACAGACCGCAUUCCACCCCCAAAAUCAGCACUGAGGGACAUCAGGGGCAGGUUUGCAGUGGGGCUGGAAAAUGUGGUGGCCACCCCACCAUAAGAGUCAGCCCUAGAGGACCCCAGACCCCUUGGUUUCCUUGGAAACAACAUACCUCUUCCCCCUUAUCCCCAAUCCUUUUUCAUACCUAGUGGGAUACAGAAGAAGCCAGGACGGUGGCUUUGCCAGCUAAGUGACUUUUAGAGUAACAGAUAAUGAUUAGAGUGGGGAACCGUCAAAGCUGGGUACACAUUUCCUAUCUUCCUCCAGCUUCCAGCUAAGCCAGAAGGGCAUGCUCUGGAACCCAGCAGGAUCACAGCUGCCUCUGCACGUCUUCCCUUCUCUCCCUGCUGCGGCACUUAUGGAGAGGAUCUAAAGCAGCCGGUGUGGCAGCUCCGAUAGCAGGCACAGGGAAUCUGUUAACCAGACACUAGAAACUAAAUUAUAACUUUUGCAUAUGUGAGAAAAGACAACAUUGGUGCUAACAGUGAAGUAAGGCCCAAAGAAAAGAUGGCUUCCCUGGACCUAGAAGACCUCAGGGCUACCCAAGGAAAUAGGAGGAAUCCAGAGUAGACUCACAAAUCUGAACAAGCCCAAGUCUUCCAGUUCUGAAGAGAAGAGGUCUUCAGUACUAUUGAAGGAGACAUUGAUCUUCUGGAUGUACAGUUGUUCAGGUUGUUCACUGCACAAGGGCACCUGCAGAGAGAGCUAAUGGAGGCUGGAAUUCAGCUUGUGUUCUGCUCACUAAGCUGUGUGCCCUGGUGUGGGGUACUUCUCCCAAGAAGAAGGGGUGCCUUUUCUAAUUUGCAAAGGUGCCAUAUGGGCUCACAGCACCCUGGAGGAGAAGGGCCUCAAACUGUGCAUGUAAGCCUUUGUUUGUUCUGCUCAGAUAUUCUGGAUAUUACCUCCUCUUGGUCAGAAUUCUAUUCUCAGGGUGUGUACCAUGAUUUGUCUGCUAAGAAGACGGGUUCCUGCUAUGCAGAGAAGGAGCCGGGGACCAGCGUGAAGACUGGCUCUGGGACACACUGACCAUUGUGAAAUUCAGCCUUCCCUGUGGGUCUCCAUACCAUUUUGUGAUGUGUAUGGGACAUAUGUUGUUCUCCCCUCUCUGGAUCAAGGUGGUGAAUGGCAGGCUGCUGCCGUAUGCUUCAGUGGCACACACCAAAAAACCGGGAUUAUUUACAGCAGCCACUAUUCACCCCUUUUGGCAGACUCUCCACCUGAGCUCAGUGAGAGAGAAGAUGAUUUAGAUCUUGGUGCUGAGGCAAGGCCAUCAGCUUCAGAGACCUUGCCAGGCCCAGGCUGGGUGCCCUGUGGCCUGAGAACUGAGCCCAGACUUUGACAAAACCACCUCAACAUCAAGCCUGGGGCAGGUGGAAGGUGGUCUGACUGCACUGUCUCCAUCUUAUGCAAAGCCAGGAACUCACUCACUGUCUUAAGUGAGCCAGGGCAAAAUUUACACCCCUCACAUUUCCCUCUCCCUUCUUCCCCACCAACAAAACCCAGGAGGUAGCUGGCAGAGUAGCUGUCAGGAAGGAGAAAGUUUCUUUCUGGCUGGUUGUUUUUAAUUGGCUUAGUGAUCUAAACUGGCCCCUUCCUCCUCUGCCUGGUGAGUUGGCCUAAACAUUCCUCAAGUCUAGCCUCAGGAGACCUGCCCCUCCCCCCCACCUCCACCCCCUCAGACUCCAUCCCCCACCCCCAGGAGCCUGGCUGUCUCUAGCCAGGGAUGGAGAAUCAGAUUUAGAGGGAGGGAGAGUCUGACCUGGAUCCUGACCUGUAACCAGCUGAAGAUGGUGGAGGCUUUGUGGCUUGCUGAGAGUGGGGGUUGGGAGAGGGACUGGAAACCUUCCUCCUCGGGAAAGAAAUGCCUGGGAGGAAGGGAAGCCUGAUAUUCAGGGUCAAAACAGCCCUUCUAACUCACAACCCCAAAGCAGGGGUUUCUAGAAGUUAGUCAACAGAUCUGGUGAGGGAACUCCCCAGGCCAGACGCUGGACUCCUGCAGUGAGGGUGGAGGACUCAGCCUGGCCUCUGCCUGGCGUGUUUCAAAGUCUGGGCCACUGGAGAGCUGCUCCCUGGCAGCCUUCUCUUGCUCAAUCCGAGGUGGAAAAAGAUCACCUCCCAGUGACCUCCCUCAGCCCCCAGAGGAGUAGGUCUGUGUCCAAAGCUAUGUGGCAGGCUUGUUUCAAGGGCCCAGAGGGGCCCAGCUGACCUGUCUCACUGCUCCUGGCAGCCCAGCCCCAUCGGCAGGUGGCCCCUGCCUGGGGGUUGUUCGGGACAGUUAAGCCAGGGCCUCCCAGGAAGAGUACUGUGGAGCCACGGUGACUGUCCUGGACAGCAAGGAGCAUGCUACCCCAGUGAGCCCUUCUUUUUGAGGGACUUGAUGGGGAGGUGGAGUAGGGAGAAGGGACGUGGCAGAAGCGGGAAGACUUUGGUCACCAUGGCUCUGCAGGCCUUCUGCAAAUCAGUGCUGGCCUGGGCUGGAAACAGCUGUGUGUGUGAAGGUGAGGACUCUUGGAAGCAGGCCAUCCUGGCCAGACACCCUAGCAGGAAGGGGCUCACCUGUCACCCUUAGGCAGCCUGAGGGCUGAUGGGGACUUUUGAGUCUUGAGGGGAUAGCGGAAAAAGCUGAGCUCAUAGGUGCCCAGCCAGCCUCCCAGCUAAAGGUGCUCAGAGCCCCACUGCCCCCUCUCUCUGCAGGUGGCCAGUGCCCCUCCCUGCUCUGGGAGCAUUGCUAGCCUUCUACCCCAUCCCUGGAUCCACAGGGGCUAUCAGGGGGAGACCCAGUGAGAAUGUAGCAUUUUGUUCAUCCCCAGGGUAGCUGCCCUGGGGUCUGGGCACUCUGCCUCUGGGAGAGAGGAAGAAGAAAGGGGGCCCCAUUUUUAAAAAAACUGUACAGAGCCUUUGGCUUUAUGUGUUUAUGUUCUUCACAUGCAUAUGUGUGUAUGUGUGUAUAUCUUUCCCCCCAUCAAUUGGUACAAUUUUUAAUAAAAUCAUUUAAAGCAAA